AUGUGGGACUCUCUUUCCAUCCCACCGGAGGGCCUCAUCGGAGGCUACCAAGGAUCUAGCCUCGUAAUCAAGAUUCUGAUGUCUGUCUUCAGUGCCAUUGCAUUGUACAAUGCGGUCGAACUCGUUAUCCUCAUUUUCCUCACCUUCACUCGCUACAGUGGUCUUUACUUCUGGAGCAUGCUCCUGUCGGACUUCUUUGCAGUUGGGCCAUUGUGGUUUGCAGUCACCCUUUCGACAAUCGGCUUCUAUUUCAUGGUCCCUGGCCAAUCCAUUGUAUUAUACUCUCGCCUCCACUUGGUUGUGCAAAGCCAAACGACCCUCCGACGUGUGCUCGCCAUGAUUAUCAUCGACGCGAUUAUCCUGCUCAUACCCACAACUGUCCUGACCUAUACCACCAUCUACGUCGGCUCCCAGCCGAUCAUCCGAGGUUAUAACGUGAUGGAGCGGAUGCAAUUGGCUUGGUUCUGCGCCCAAGAGAUUCUCAUUUCCGGCAUCUAUAUCGUGGAAACGAUCAACCUGCUUCGACUACGACCAGAGAAGGACCCGCAACGGCACAAGAGCAUGUAUGAGUUGAUAGCAAUCAACCUGGUUAUCGUUCUGCUAGAUGUUUCUCUCCUGGUACUGGAGUAUGUGGGAUUGUACACCCUCCAGACCACCCUGAAAGCCGCAGUUUACAGUGUUAAAUUGAAGCUAGAGUUUGGCGUCUUGCGAAAGCUGGUUUCGCUCGUCAACACCCGCCCCUCCGAGUCUAGUUCGACGGACCAGGAUGACUACCCCAAUUUUGUGGACCCCGAGCAGAUCACAGGCGAUGUCACGCGAGCAGCUCCUCCCAGUUCACAGACCCAGUCCCGGUAUCCCUGGACGGCUCUCUCCAUGGACAGUCUGGUUUUAUCCGACCGUAGACGGCCUCUGUCGCAGUCAUCGGAGGUUCCUCGGCCACCUUGAAGCAUACAUUACAGGCCAUAAUGGAAGCCGGUCGCUUAGGCGUUGGGCCCAACUACUGACGUCUGGAGCGGCUAGGCUCUCAUAUCUGUUGACCUGUCAUUUGUCCCAGAGGAGCUGCGUGGCUAUUGACUUCUAGUUCAGGUCCCCUGACGCCCCUGCCAGAUUGGGUGCUCGGGGCCUAACCAUACCACUAAAGCUUGCGAGUAGCUGCAUGCCCUCCAAGGCAUCCGUCAAGCGCGCUUUAUGGGCCGCCUGGUUCGCCCGAAUUGAGCGGGCCGAAGUCUAUCCCCGCCUAGCAUGAGGAUGACCCCUGCGAGCUUCUUCGGGAUUUGCGGCUGAUCUUGGCUCUAAAGCUGAAGGAGUCAUGGCUUCCUUCUUUAGGCAUGGCGUAUGUAUAUGCGUGCCCAACGUCAAGCGACAGGGUCGACCGGUCGAGAAGCCGGCUUAUUUAUAACCUG
Aspergillus homomorphus CBS 101889 is the source of this 1403-nucleotide messenger RNA. RefSeq lists its product as uncharacterized. The record is from RefSeq and is a predicted model, not a curated record. Bases 1 to 945 code for a protein of 314 amino acids. The transcript is spliced from 2 exons. NCBI's taxonomy places the organism in Eukaryota, Fungi, Ascomycota, Eurotiomycetes, Eurotiales, Aspergillaceae.